GCCCCCAAAGGAGGAACCACCCGCAGCUGCAGCCCCAGCAGCUCAUUUCCCUGCUCCAGCCCCAGCACCCGGACGUCUGGCAAAGGCCCUGCACCGGCUUGGCCACAGGCUGGCUGCUGCGGGGGGUUCUCGUGUCGGUGGCUUUGGUGACAGGGGCUGAGCAGAGCCAGGAGCUGUCCCCCUCCGCCAGGCUUCCAGAGUGCAAGAAGGCCCUGAAGCUCCCAGGUCUGGAAGUGCUGCCGGGGGGGGGCUGGGAUAACCUCAGGAAUUUGGAUAUGGGCAAAGUCGUCAAUCUGGGCUACUCACUGUGCAAGACCACAGAAGAUGGAUCUUACAUCAUUCCAGAUGAGGUCUUCACUAUCCCUCGCAAGCAGAGCAACCUGGACAUCAACUCCGAGAUCAUUGAGUCCUGGAAAGAUUACCAAAGCAUCACCUCUGCCUCCAUCAACCUGGAGCUGUUCCUCUUCUCUUCCAUCAAUGGCAAGUUCUCCUAUGACUUUCAGAGGACCAAGACCCACCAAGUGAAAGACCAUGCUGUCACCACCCGAGUGCAAGUCAGGAACCUGGUUUACACAGCCAAGGUCGACCCAGGGGCAGUCCUGGACAAGGGCUUCAAGAAGCAGCUGCUGACCAUCGCCAGUCACCUGGAGAACAACCAGACGCGAAUGGCUGACUUUCUGGCCGAGCUGCUGGUGCUUAACUAUGGCACCCACACGAUCACCUCCGUGGACGCUGGAGCAAGCUUGGUGCAGGAGGAUCAGAUCAAGGCAACCUUCCUGAAGGACAGCUGGGCCGAACGGAGUGCUGUCACCGCCUCAGCUGGAGUGGCUUUCCACAGCAUCAUCAGUAUGAAAAGUGAGGAGUCCCUGAAAGUCAUCUCUGGCUUCACCAAGCAGUAUCUGGAGAACCGCACCAGUUCCAGGGUAGAGAGCAUUGGCGGGACCCCCUUUUACCCAGGCAUCACCCUCAAGACCUGGCAGGAGGGGAUGAGAAACGAGCUUGUGGCUCUUGACCGCUCAGGGCUGCCCCUGUACUUCUUCAUCAAGCCCAGCACCCUGCCAGAGCUGCCGUCCCCCACAGUGAAGAAGCUGGCCAGGCACGUGGAGAUGGCCGUCCGCCGCUACUACACCUUCAACACCUACCCGGGCUGCACCGAUGCCACCUCGCCCAACUUCAACUUCCAUGCCAAUGUCGAGGAUGGCUCCUGUGAGGGUGCCAUGACCAACUUCACCUUCGGGGGGAACCCCCUCACUGGGGCCUUCUCCUGCCCCACCACUUACACUGCAGUGCUGCUGGGCAUGCAGGAGCGGGAGGAAGGUCACAGCCACCUGGAGUGCCGCAACAAAUGCACCCUGGGCAUCUUCUGUCACCGCGAGUGCCAGGAUGUCUUCUGGAUCUCCCGGGUGCAAUUCAGCACCUACUGGUGUGCUGCAAGCGGGAUGGUGGCUCCAAGCUCAGCCAGCCACAGCGUCAACCCCAUCACCAGUGCCCAGUCCUGCCCCUUGGGGUAUUUCCCACUGAAGCUCUUUGAUGAGCUUAUGGUGUGCGUGAGCCAGGAUUACGAGGGGGGUGGUCAAUAUGCAGUGCCCUUUGGGGGCUUCUUUAGCUGCCAGGCAGGGAACCCCUUGGCAGGGCAGCACCAGGGCACCGCCAAGGAC
Nestor notabilis (Kea) is the source of this 1658-nucleotide messenger RNA. RefSeq names its product macrophage expressed 1 (gene MPEG1). Gene Ontology annotation, biological process: defense response to bacterium. NCBI's taxonomy places the organism in Eukaryota, Metazoa, Chordata, Aves, Psittaciformes, Psittacidae. The record is from RefSeq and is a predicted model, not a curated record.